Sphenostylis stenocarpa is the source of this 471-nucleotide messenger RNA. Lineage: Eukaryota; Viridiplantae; Streptophyta; Magnoliopsida; Fabales; Fabaceae. The record is from the annotation of a GenBank genome assembly.
AUGUCAACACACAAUCACACUCUCACGCACUUUCUUCUCUUUCUUUUCUUCUUCUUCGCUUUCACCGCAACAGCAACCGCAGCAGGCGGAAGGAAGCUCCGUUUCGACAUGUCAAGCGGCGGUGCACCGUCGUCCGGAACCCCCACGGGAGCCACUGGUUCCGGCCAUGGUGCAAACUGGGAUUACAGCUGGGGGUGGGGCUCAGGACCCAGCACUGGGUAUGGGUUCGGGUCAGGUUCCGGUCGGUCCCCAACUGGCUUUGCUAGAGGUUAUGGAUAUGGAUAUGGAUCCGGUUCUGGGUCUGGGUCUGGCUAUGGAUAUGGAUCCGGUAGUGGUGGUGCUCGCGGCGGUGGUUAUGGGUCUGGAAAUGGCUCGGGGAAUUCUGGUGGCGGCGGCUAUGGUGGAGGAAAUGGUGGCGGUGAUAAUAAUCGGUUGCCAUAUGCAUCUAGGGGCAAAAACAACCAUGGGUAA